This is a messenger RNA of Chrysochloris asiatica (Cape golden mole), 939 nucleotides long. Its product is annotated as olfactory receptor 6C2-like. Gene Ontology annotation, cellular component: membrane. Lineage: Eukaryota; Metazoa; Chordata; Mammalia; Afrosoricida; Chrysochloridae. The transcript has a single exon. The record is from RefSeq and is a predicted model, not a curated record. Gene Ontology annotation, biological process: G protein-coupled receptor signaling pathway. Gene Ontology annotation, molecular function: G protein-coupled receptor activity; olfactory receptor activity. Bases 1 to 939 code for a protein of 312 amino acids.
AUGAGAAAUCACACGACACUAACCACAUUUAUCCUCCUGGGACUGACAGAAGACCCACAGCUGCAGAUUUUGAUUUUUGUAUUUCUACUUAUUACCUAUAUGUUGAGUAUAAUUGGAAAUCUGACUAUCAUCUUUCUCACAUUAGUGGAUUCUCACCUUAAAACUGCCAUGUACUUUUUUCUCCGAAAUUUCUCCUUCCUAGAAAUCUCCUUCACCUCUGCCUGUAUUCCAAGAUUCCUAUACAGUAUAGCAACAGGUGACAGGAACAUUACCUAUAAUGCUUGCAUAAGCCAAUUGUUUUUUACAGACCUGUUUGGAGUAACAGGAUUUUUCCUCCUGGCUGUCAUGUCUUAUGAUCGAUAUGUUGCCAUCUGCAAACCUCUGCAUUACAUGACCAUCAUGAACCACGGGGCCUGCAAAAGAUUUAUCUUAGGGUGCUGGCUGACUACUUUGUUCAUCAUAUUGCCACCUCUUAGUCUGGAACUGAACCUUGAAUUCUGUGACUCUAAUGUCAUUGAUCACUUUGUCUGUGAUGCCAAUCCUAUCCUGAAGAUCUCAUGCUCAAAUACAUGGUUCAUAGAGCAAAUGGUUAUUGUCUGUUCUGUAGUGACCUUUAUCAUGACUCUUGUGUGUGUAGUUUUGUCCUACAUAUAUAUCAUCAAAACAAUUCUAAGAUUGCCCUCUGCUCAACAAAAGAUAAAGGCAUUUUCCACCUGUUCUUCCCACAUUAUUGUGGUUUCCAUCACCUAUGGCAGUUGCAUCUUUGUCUAUAUCAAACCUUCUGCAAAAGAUGAAAUGGCCAUAAAUAAGGGGGUAUCAAUACUAACUAUUUCUAUUUCCCCCAUGUUAAACCCAUUUAUUUAUACCCUGAGGAACAAACAAGUCAAACAAGCCUUUAAUGACUUAGUCAAUAGAAUUAUAUUACUCUCAAAGCAUUAG